This is a messenger RNA of Filobasidium floriforme, 2405 nucleotides long. RefSeq names its product Sac2 family-domain-containing protein. Gene Ontology annotation, molecular function: syntaxin binding. The record is from RefSeq and is a predicted model, not a curated record. Gene Ontology annotation, cellular component: GARP complex. NCBI's taxonomy places the organism in Eukaryota, Fungi, Basidiomycota, Tremellomycetes, Filobasidiales, Filobasidiaceae. Bases 82 to 2085 code for a protein of 667 amino acids. The transcript has 10 exons. Gene Ontology annotation, biological process: retrograde transport, endosome to Golgi; Golgi to vacuole transport; endocytic recycling.
CUCGUCACCCCUCUUACAUUAUUGUGUCGGUCUUAACACAGAUAAGCAUACUGCGUGGGAUUGGUGGUCGCUGGAGGCAUCAUGGAAGAACAGCGCCAACCGGUUGCUUCCUCAUCCAAGCUACCAGCCGAGCCUGAACAUGACGACUUGAAAGGAAAUGAGACAGAUCAGGAUGAUCACUCCAUACUCGAGGAGACAGAGGAAGAGUUGGAGCAGGACCGAGCAGCGCUCGAGCAAUCCGAGAAGCGGAUAGACGACUACCUUAAGCUACAUCAUUCGAUAGCCUCCAGCAAGGAGCUUCUCAACAAUCUUUCGUCAUUCCUUACGACAUUCCAAAGCGACCUGUCAGAGGUGUCUGGGCAGAUCUCAGAGCUUCAAGGCAAGAGCAAAGCGAUCGAUCGUCAACUAGAAGGCAGAAGGGCCAUUGCGCAACCUCUCAAUUCCCUCAUCAAAUCGCUGGUCAUCCCGCCAGAACUCAUCUACCUGAUCCGAGACACUGUACCUAAUACCGAAUGGAUACCAGCGAUCGCUCAAUUGGAGCAGAAGAUAUGGGCGGUUAGAGCAAGAGGGAAAGUACGGGCGAGCCAUGAGGUUGCUAUGGUCGUCGAGGGCCUGAAGGCAAAGGCCAUUGUGUCAAUACGACAACAUAUGCUGGGCCUGAUACGGCCUCUAAGAGCUUCCGUGCAGACCAACAUACAAGUCGUCCAGACCACCAUACUAUUGAAAUAUCGGCCGCUCUUUCAGUUUCUGCAUCGACACGCACCGAAAGUAGCGGAAGAGGUACAGCGGGCAUACGUAGUGAGCGCCAGGGCGUACUACGAAACAUGUUUCAGACGUUACGCAAGAAGUCUGGGUUUGGUCAAGGCGCGCUCGACAGAAAUGAGAGAUCUGAUUGGAGCACCAACAAUAUCGGACGCUGCACAAACGCUGCUGUCGGGUCGUCUACCCGGACGCACAGAUCCAUCUACCAACGGGGCCGAGCUCAAAACACCAGCGAUGAAGGCUGAAGAAAAGCUUGAUCGGCUGAAGUUUGCCAAGAUUGACGAGGAACCGGUGAUAUUGGGAUUUCAAGCGGAGAACAAAGCAUUUAUACAACCUGUAGAAGCGGUCUUUCGGUCGCUACUCUUGGUGCUCCUCGACAACGCCUCAUCCGAGUUCACGUUCCUGGUCAGGUUCUUUGCUGCGACGCUAGACCGGCCUAGUAAAGGCCCUGCCGUUCCGCGAUCGAAUUCGGUCGUCAGCAUUGGGCUCGCCAGUCCUUCGCUUCGCUCCGUUGCCUUGACACGUAAAGAUAGCGCUAUUAGCAUGGCUUCGAGUGCCCAGGGCGGAUCUGGGGCAUCAGACGGGUUGGGCAUGAACAUGCGAGAUGGUGAUGCCGAGUCGGACACCGGAACGGCUACUCCCCCGGCAGAAUCUAGUCGGAAGGGAACGUCAGAACCGUCCAGAGAGACUUUGCGGUUGCUAGAGGUCAUUUGGAAGCAGGUCAUGGAAACGGCAGUCGAAUAUUGCAAGGCGCUUUUCGAUAGCAUCGCCGAGCCCUUAGCACCACCGCCUGCAAUACCGCUACUCACCAUGAUCCGGCUGAAUGACGCAGCCAUGGAAGAAGCGAAUCAACGAGGGUGUAUUCCCAUGGAAGGUAUAUGCAUGGGACUCAAACUCUCGAUGUGGCCGAUCUUCCAGAAGGAGAUGACUGCGCAGAUUGAUAGCGUCAAAAAGCUUGCGGACGCUGCUGCUGGAGGCGGAUUUGGAGCCAUGUUGAACAAGGGGCCGAAAGACUCGACAGUCAGGCAAGUCUGCGAGAGAUAUGCAGACUUCUUCUCCUAUAUCGUUGCGCUCAGCAGCGAUGAGGACGAAGCCAUGGUCUUUACAAGUAUGAACCGCCUGCGGACAGAACUAAGCCGACUAGCAAUCACUCAAAGCCAAAAGAUCAAAAGUCCACCACAGCAAGCUUCGUUUUUAGUCGGUAUAUACGACGAUAUUAUUCGAGGCUUGACGACGGGUCCCGGGCGGACUAGCCACCCUCGGCUUCAGACGGAAUUAUCGUUUUUCCGGACAAGAGAGGAGGAGGCGAGACGAAAGGUGUAAUGCAUGAUCUGCGAUGAUGAGAAUCAUGCUUGCACAGAGACAUGUGACGCCCUUGCUUUUCGGUCUCUGAAGAUGUCCUUCAGGAUUUCCUGUUCACAAUGGAGCGGUUGAUUUCAGCUUUGCCGUAGGCUUCGGCUUCAGACCGCUAGGAAACCACUGACCUUGGCAUCGUCGGGAUGCAUCUUGCGAACUUCCUGGCCAUGUGCCGAACCAUCCACGGACGCAGUCGCUGAUCUCGAUUGGGACUUCGAUCGUGGUCGAUUUCCGGCGCCUGCGACCAACAACUAUUAGUGCACAUGUUGAUUGGACCAACAGUCGGC